Arvicola amphibius (Eurasian water vole) is the source of this 4585-nucleotide messenger RNA. RefSeq names its product nuclear factor, erythroid 2 like 1 (gene Nfe2l1). Gene Ontology annotation, molecular function: RNA polymerase II cis-regulatory region sequence-specific DNA binding; DNA-binding transcription factor activity, RNA polymerase II-specific. NCBI's taxonomy places the organism in Eukaryota, Metazoa, Chordata, Mammalia, Rodentia, Cricetidae. Gene Ontology annotation, biological process: regulation of transcription by RNA polymerase II. The transcript is spliced from 5 exons. Bases 632 to 2851 code for a protein of 739 amino acids. The record is from RefSeq and is a predicted model, not a curated record. Gene Ontology annotation, cellular component: nucleus.
GGGGCGGGGAGGGAAGCCGAGGCUGGGUGCUCCAGGCCGGCCAGUGGUGGCGGCGGCGGCGGUGGCGAGGCCGGGACUCGGGCUGAGGGCCUGCUGUGGCGGCAGCGGCGGACUGCGACCUCAGCAGUUUCUCUGGAAACCCCCCUGGUAAGUGCAGAGGAGGCGGGACACUCUGACCCAAGACAAAGACCUGUAGCUCCAGCCAAAGAAAAUAAAGCCUAGGAAGGAAAGAAAGCAAGAAGCAAGAACUCGGUCAGCUGCUCCUCCCGCGGACAGCUCUCGGUGGGGUCUACAGAGGACAUUGAUGUGAGGCGUCCGACUGGAUGUGGACUGAAGGCAGGAAACUGAGAGCGCCUUGAGGGCCUGGACUGGGUUAGCAGCAGCUGAGCUUUGAGCGGUGAGGUGUCAAGAAGGGAAAAGUGAAUGUGGUCUGGAGUGUGGCUUUUGCUCCACAGGGUGUCUUUUCCUCUGGGGCCAUCAGGGAGCUCAGCCCCUGUGCUGUGCCAGGGUGGGGUACAGGGUCUCACACUGAGGAGGGUAACCUGCCGGCUGGAGUGGCAGAGCAGUGGCCUUGAUUUGUCUGGUUGAAGAUUUAAAAACAAAAAGGCAUAAGCAUUCUGGUCCUUCAGCAAUGCUUUCUCUGAAGAAAUACUUAACGGAAGGACUUCUCCAGUUCACCAUUCUGCUGAGUCUGAUUGGGGUUCGGGUGGACGUGGAUACUUACCUGACCUCACAACUCCCCCCACUCCGGGAGAUCAUCCUGGGGCCCAGCUCUGCCUAUACCCAGACCCAGUUCCACAACCUGAGGAAUACCUUGGAUGGCUAUGGUAUCCACCCCAAGAGCAUAGACCUGGACAAUUACUUCACUGCCCGGCGACUCCUCAGUCAGGUGAGGGCCCUGGAUAGGUUCCAGGUGCCUACCACUGAGGUAAAUGCUUGGCUGGUUCACCGGGACCCGGAGGGGUCUGUCUCUGGAAGCCAGCCCAACUCAGGCCUCGCCCUUGAGAGUUCCAGUGGCCUUCAAGACGUGACAGGCCCAGACAACGGGGUGAGAGAAAGCGAAACGGAGCAGGGAUUCAGUGACGAUUUGGAGGAUUUGGGGGCUGUGGCCCCUCCUGUCGGUGGAGACCUAACCAAAGAGGAUAUAGAUCUGAUUGACAUCCUUUGGCGACAGGAUAUUGAUCUGGGGGCUGGGCGUGAGGUUUUUGACUACAGUCAUCGCCAGAAGGAGCAGGAUGUGGAUAAGGAACUGCAAGAUGGAGGAGAACAAGAGGACACCUGGGCAGGCGAGGGCGCGGAAGCUCUGGCCCGAGACCUGCUAGUAGAUGGAGAGACUGGGGAGAGCUUCCCUGCACAGUUCCCUCCAGACGUUUCCAGCAUCACAGAAGCAGUGCCUAGUGAGAGUGAGUCUCCCGCCCUUCAGAACAGCCUUCUAUCUCCUCUUCUGACGGGGACAGAGUCACCAUUUGAUUUGGAACAGCAGUGGCAAGAUCUCAUGUCCAUCAUGGAAAUGCAGGCUAUGGAAGUGAAUACAUCAGCAAGUGAAAUUCUGUACAAUGCCCCUCCUGGAGACCCUCUUAGCACCAACUACAGCCUUGCGCCCAACACUCCUAUCAAUCAGAAUGUCAGCCUGCAUCAGGCAUCCCUGGGGGGCUGCAGCCAGGACUUCUCCCUCUUCAGCCCCGAGGUGGAGAACCUGCCUGUGGCCAGCAGCUCCACACUGCUUCCACUUGUCCCAAGCAACUCUACCAGCCUCAACUCCACCUUCGGCUCUACCAACCUAGCAGGGCUUUUCUUUCCAUCCCAGCUCAAUGGCACAGCCAAUGAUACAUCAGGCCCUGAGCUGCCUGACCCCCUGGGGGGCCUGUUAGAUGAAGCUAUGCUGGAUGAAAUCAGCCUGAUGGACCUGGCCAUUGAGGAGGGCUUCAACCCGGUGCAGGCCUCCCAGCUUGAGGAGGAGUUUGACUCUGACUCAGGCCUCUCCUUGGACUCCAGCCAUAGCCCUUCCUCCCUGAGCAGCUCGGAAGGCAGCUCUUCUUCCUCUUCCUCCUCUUCUUCUGCUUCCUCCUCUGCCUCUUCUUCCUUUUCUGAGGAAGGUGCUGUUGGUUACAGCUCUGAUUCUGAGACCCUAGAUCUAGAAGAGGCCGAAGGUGCAGUGGGCUACCAGCCAGAAUACUCCAAGUUCUGCCGCAUGAGCUACCAGGAUCCUUCUCAGCUCUCUUGCCUUCCCUACUUAGAGCAUGUGGGCCACAAUCACACGUACAAUAUGGCACCCAGUGCCCUUGACUCUGCUGAUCUACCACCACCCAGCACCCUCAAGAAAGGUAGCAAGGAAAAGCAGGCUGACUUCCUGGACAAGCAGAUGAGCCGAGAUGAGCACAGAGCCCGAGCCAUGAAGAUCCCGUUCACUAAUGACAAAAUCAUUAACCUGCCUGUAGAGGAAUUCAAUGAGCUGCUGUCCAAAUACCAGCUGAGCGAGGCUCAGCUGAGCCUCAUCCGGGACAUCCGGCGCAGGGGCAAGAACAAGAUGGCCGCACAGAACUGCCGCAAGCGCAAGCUGGACACCAUCUUGAACCUAGAACGUGAUGUGGAGGACUUGCAGCGAGACAAGGCCCGAUUGCUCCGAGAAAAGGUAGAGUUCCUGCGGUCACUGCGACAGAUGAAACAGAAGGUCCAGAGCUUAUACCAAGAAGUAUUUGGGCGGCUGCGGGAUGAGAAUGGGAGGCCCUACUCGCCCAGCCAGUAUGCACUGCAGUAUGCUGGGGAUGGCAGUGUCCUCCUCAUCCGUCGCACGAUGGCUGACCAGCAGGCCCGGCGACAGGAGAGAAAGCCAAAGGACCGGAGGAAGUGAGCCUGGGGAGGCAGGGGGUGGACGCUCACUAAGACCGAAACUGGAGAAGGGCUGGGCCUGGACCUAACAUUGGGGACUUAAAUGCCUUCUUAUCCAAUAUAUCUUCUCAGAUGGGAUGACUGCGGGUCAGUGCACAGAAGAGGCGGGCGCAGGCGCUGUCUGGCUUAGCUUCCCCACUGGGUGUGGGUGGAAAUGACCAGACUGUUUGAGGGAUUGGGGUCCCCAGCCUAUCUCCCUUCUUUCUCCUGAGGGAAGGGUGAUGUUGGCAUGCUGAAGGUAGAAGUGGCUGUGUGAAGGCUGACAGAGGGGAAAGGAGGACUUGGGAGAGCAGAGAAAGUAGUGGAACGUCUCAUUCCUGGAAGGAAAAAAGGAGGAAAUCCCCUAAAAUCAAAGCAGUCAGAAAAAUCAGAGGGACCGGUAAGGGCUUUGGCCGGUAUUCUAGGCAGUGAGUGUAAGUGACUUCAGUGGCCUAAGUAAAGUCACUGGUAUGGAAACGUGGAGCCGUGGAAGGGCCUUGUAACUGUUUCUUGAACUCUGUCAUCCCUGAAGAGGAAGAAACUCUUGGAUGGCACCUAUAAUGUUUUAGUUACUGAAACAGGAAGCUGUAGGGGACCCAACACUGACUUGUUUUCAGGCCGGAGGGGCGGAGGGCAUAGAAAAGUGAUAGUGAGGCCUGUGUUGCAGCAGCCCCAACAUCAAGCAUGUCACUCACUGCCUCCACAGCCACCUCCCUCUCUAGCCUCCCCAGAGCUGAGGCUCCCGAUGUCCUCACGAGAGCCUGCAUGGAAAUGCUGUACCCCACCCCCUCCUUUUGUAGUACCCACCCUCACUAGCUGCCUAUAGCUCUCUGGAGUGGGGUGCUAUCUGGCAGUACCCGGAACUUGGCCUACAGCUUCCUCUGCAGGGGCUAAACAGAAGCAAGGUGACGGUAUGGAGGGAGAAGCCAGCUCUGACCUCCAGGCCCUGUUCAGCACAACAUUGGGAAGAGGUUCUUCCCUCAGGGCCCUCUGCCUACAACACCUGGGCUUGUCACUGGGGGAAACAAAACCUAUAAACCCCAGCAACAAAACCUAGUCCUCUUAGAAUCUCUAGCGCUUUGAUUUUCUUAGGGCGUGUGCCCUGUUUCACUUAUAGGGCCUAGGAUGCUUGUGUUGAGUAAAAAGGAGAUGCCCCAAUAUUCAAAGCUGCUAAAUGUUCUCUUUGCCAUAAAGACUCCGUGUAACUGUGUAACACUUGGGAUUUUUCUCCUCUGUCCCGAGGUCUUGUCCUGUUUUCUUUUUUUGGGUUUCUUUCUAGGAAAAUGAGAAGUGCAUGAAGGGGCUGGAGAUUUUCUCCCCUAGGCUUCCAGCUUCAGGAAGUGCUUUACAGCCUGGAGGACGGACGGCCCUGGGAGGGGAGUGAAGGGCAGCUCCACGGUAGCCAGAAGGUUCCAGGACCAGUGUCUUUUUUUUUUUUUUUUGUAACUUUGCCACUGCCGAGCCCCUACCCCCCAUCCUGGUCAGCUCUGGAGUACUGUCUGCCCCCUAACUAGCAGGGGUGAGUCGGGGAAGCCCUCCUGUGCAAGGAGGGCUUUCCUAACCGAGAAUAGAGAUAGAAAGUGUGAGCCUGGGCGUGCUUUUUAUAAAUUAUUUUCCUCGUAGAUUUUAUUUUUAAUUUAUCUCUGUGACCUGCCAGGGAGAGGAGAGAAAGAGAAAUGCUGUGAGCACAUGACAAAAUAAAAUCAAAUAAAAUGGA